AUGUAUUGGUGGCAAAUAAUAUAAGUAGAAGUAAUUUACCUAAUAAAUGAGGAGAUAGUUUGCAUUACCAAGAACCAAUAGAUCACAACGUUUACAACUCCGAUCGGACCCAAGUGCAAAGAAAGAGCCUUUUGGGCCACCCUAUGGCUACCCUACUGUUUUCCCUGCCUACAAAUUGGACCACAUCCCACACCACCCCUGACAACAACUGAUGGACCUCCCGCAGCACCGCCCCUCCCCGACUAUCCCAACAUCUGAUGAGUUAAAUUUCUGAAUGAAUACUUAGAGCAUCGCCAUGUAGGGCUGGUAAUCGAUCGGUACCCGACAUACCGGAUACCGAUUAACUGGUAUUCGGUAUACCGGAAACAUACAGUGUACCCACCGAAUACCGAUACCGAAUGUGUUGUUCAUGCGCUUCUUAGGCACCACCUUUUUCUAGUGUGUUGUUAUUAUACUUGAGAUUUUAUCCUAUUUGUUUUGCACGAGUAUUGACACCACAACAUUGUUUGUUUUUAUAUUUUGAUAAUGAUUUGUGGAGCUAGUAUAUUUGAUUUGUAAUUUUGAAAGUAAUUCAUUUGGUGUUAAUACUGAUACUGAACAAAAUUUUAGAGAUUGGCAGGGAAGGAGCCAGAAAUUUCGAUAAGGGGAGGCCAGUAAAAAAAUUUCAUAGUGAAGUUAAAAAACCUAUAAGUUGUUAGAAUAUAAUUUUAUAUCCAUUUUUAAUAUCUUUAAAAAUCAUCCAAAUUACGAAAUACAUUAAAUGGUCAUUACAAUAUUCUCAUUCAACAUUAAUUACAUAUAUAGUAGAAUUUUAAUUGGUAGAAUGCAGUUAGUACUGGUAUGUAAACAUUAUUAUAUAUAAAUGGAUUGAAAACAAAAACAAAAAACAAGAAGAGGGAUCGAUUGGCAAUAAAGAAUGGAGACAUUGGUGAAAAAGAACUUUUGUCGCUAAGACCACGAUUGAACUUUUUCGAUUUUUUCAUACAAUUCGAAAAUUUUGGGUAAAUUUUGAUUUUGAAAUUGUUUGCCUGAAUUAGUGAAUUUCUAGAAGCAACUGUAGGCCCGCUCGAUCCAUGUCACCCCAAAUACAACUAUCCAUUUUGGACUCAUCCUGGCUGUUGAUGUAGCUUGCGUCUCAUCCUGGCCGUUGGGAGGAAUCGAUCCUAUUUAAUACGAGAAAUCCAAUCAUAUGCCGCCACGUGGAUGGGCGAUCAUCUAUAUAUAAUGCACAUUCUGUUUGCUGGUUGGUAGGGAGCAGAGUCAAAAAGCGUCUCAUUCUCCUGCCUGCGAGAAAAAAGAUUUAAAAAAUCCUCUCUCUCUCUCCACCGUCUUUCCCUUUUCUCCCCCUCCUCCGCCAUGGUCAACCCAUUCGAGCUUUUUCGCAAAUAUCAAUAUGAAAAAUACUAUUCCUGGUUGAUUUUGGCUGUAGCUGCUGGUUUGGUGAUGGGAUACUUUAGCGCGGAAAACCAUGUGGCGACCUGGGUAUGCGUGGUGAUAUUUUUCCAUUUCCUUGCUUGCUGGGCGAAAGUUGCUUACCACGGGAGAUGGUGGCGGCUGACCGGGAUGACACCGCACCUGCUGACUUGGAUUGGCCAGGCUACUCUCCAGUGUUUGGGCAUCGCGUUUGCUGUGGCGCUAGGCAUAGUUGUCACGAAAGAAGGGCUGAACCCGAUGUUUGUGCUUGGCUACACGGUGUAUGCCUUCAGCAUCUCUCGCUUUCUGAUGUUCAGGACGAGGUUUGAUUUCACGAGUGCUUGGAUCUGCACGGCGGCCAGUGUUGCUUGGAGUCUUGUAGCUGCGGGGAGUGAUGAGACUAAGUGCGAGUGCAAGGAGGAGGAGAAGAGCCUUGACGAUCACGAGGACAAGAGUCUGAAGAUUGUCUUUGCGCUGCUGAUCUCUGGCGUACUAAUAGCGUUGAUUUUUGCAGCGAAAUUUCUCGACGAGUACCGUCCGGCCGACGAUGCUGCUUACGACAAGGGCAGGAGGGGUCAUUAUGGAUUCCAGGACCGACCAGACGAUGCUCCUCCUCCUCCUGGGUUGAUUCUGCAGCCAGCUGUGAAUUUGCCGGUCGAGAAACCCCCGACGGAAGGUGCCAGUGAUGAUGAGGAGGAUGCCCAGACGGAUCUGGAGAAGCAAAGCGUUGACCAACAGCCUCUGCCUCAGCCUCAGCCUCAGCCUGAUCCUCGUGGUUUUGGUAAUCUCACACGUCGAUCGUCUUCCCGGGAGAUUGCGAGCUCUUCGUCCUCUGCCCAGGAUAUCAGGGACAGGGAGGAUGAGCCUUUUUCAUCGCCUACUGGUUCCACCAAAUCCGCUGGCAAGGGCAAGGAGCUUUAAUUGUUUUGGGCGUUUGGGUCUGGGUCUGGGUCUCUAGGUGGUGUGGUGUGGUGCGGGGAUCAAAUCACAGCUAGCUUUGAUUAUUAUGUUGUUUGAUUAGGUAUAUAUAUAUAGCAGCAGCAGCAGCAGCAGCUCAUAGGAGGAUUUGGGGGCUUUUCUUUUCAGAGGAGGAAAGAUCCUACUUCCAUUGCUGUAGUACCUUUACUUUUCCAGGGAUAUUUUUAUUCCUCUUGUUAUCUAUCUAUCUUCAGUAGAUAAUUAAUGAUUAUAAUAAAAUAGAAAUAAUUAA
Molecule: messenger RNA, 2623 nt
Organism: Linum trigynum
Lineage: Eukaryota; Viridiplantae; Streptophyta; Magnoliopsida; Malpighiales; Linaceae
Source: the annotation of a GenBank genome assembly